CCUCUUUUCCCUUCAACAUCUUAUCGAUCCUGCUGUCAUGUAAAUCUCGAAACAGUACGAAAGGGAUGAGAAUCCCUUCAAAUCAACAAGUAUGGCUGAAUCAGAUCCAGGUUCAGAACGAAUCGCACCAAUUGCGCAACCAGCCGUUGUGCUCGACGAUCAAAGAGAAACACCAAUCAAGUCAUCUACGGCGCACGCGACAUCGCCUGAAACAGCUCAGAACGAGACCGCAGAUGACGUCGACCGCCGCGAUACAAUCUCAGUAGUCCCGGAGCAAAGAGCCGAGAGUUUUCAAGCCAAGCAAUUUGCCGACAAAACCAUCCUAUCAGGAUGGUUUCCCCAGAUAAAAAGCGACGAAAAUAGUAGUUGGCGCAUAUGGUUUUCACGAAGAAGCCGCGCUCUCAUGGUCCAGAUUGGGAUUAUCGGCUUCAUCCUGAUGACGAAUCUCGGUGUGACCAUUUUUGCUGUAAAAAGUUACGGAAGUCGAAAUGGUGUUGGGUUGAUAUACGAGGGCGACUGCUCAACCGUGAAGAGGCUCGACCAGUGGUUGCAUCUGCUCAUCAACCUGUUGGGAACAGGCAUGCUAUCGGCCUCAAAUUAUUGCAUGCAACUGCAGGCUGCGCCAACACGCGAGAACGUGAAUGCUGCUCACGCGAAGCACAAAUGGCUAGACAUUGGCAUUCCUAGCCUCCGAAACCUGAAAUAUCUCAGCAUGUGGAGGCGAUGCUCGUGGGCAUUAUUGGCGCUGACCUCUAUUCCCAUUCAUCUGAUAUACAACUCGGCUGUGUUCCAGUCACUUUCAUCUCACAAUUACACCGUUGUCGUUGUCAAAGAUUCCUUUUUAAGCAAUGCUUCAUGGAGCUUGAAGACGGCAGAGAACAAUCGAGCCGGCGACUACGGUUGGGAAGACACGCGAGUCAACCCCUCGAACUUAGACUACGAAGAAGUAGUACGAGCAAUCCAGAGGAAUGCAUCCAUCUACGAAGAGCGCAACAUAUCAGCGUGUUUCGACUUGUACGAUGACUAUUUCAAUCCUCAAGGAAACGCGAUCAUUCUAGUCAAGAACGAAUCUUCGCAGAGUCCACCAGAGGAUAGUCUGCUAAUGUAUGUUUCCAUCGUCCCUCGGUCAGACGACUGGUCCAAGAAUAUGUGGGCUCUAGGCAAUGGCACUGGUCAUUUUGCCGCUUUGUCACCUCCAAAGCCUGUGACCAAAUGGUUUCUUGGGCCUCCAUACUACGAGGUGUCGCGAUGUAUAGUCCAGCAGCCAGAAGGGCUCAGCGCAAACUGUCGAUUUGAGUACUCGCCUCCAAUAAUGUUCACUAUUUGCAUCAUGAACAUGAUAAAGGCGGCCAUCAUGCUCUCUAUAUGGGCGUUGAGGAGGUGGCAAAACCCAAAGAAGCAAAACCAGGCGAAGGAGGUCUUAUACACCUUGGGCGAUGCCAUCGCUUCUUUCAUGCGGGAGCCAUGUAAGCAAACUAUCGACAUGGGACUUGCGACAAAGUACGACUUUGUGACCACUCGAAGGUUGGGGCACCGUUUUGUGAGAUCUCCUCCCACAAUAUUCGAUGGGAAAACGCCCCCACCUCGGAAAUUUGAAAAGACCCCAAAGCAGUGGCGAUCCUCUGCAAGCCUCAGACGCUGGACUGUUAUGUUGGUCAUGUGUCUUCUUGUCAUCAUAAUCGCUGCUGUACUUCUGACAAUGUCGUUCGUAAGCCUAAGACAACGAGGCUUUGGCGUAAAGAUACCACAGUUAUGGAAGCUAGGCUUUGGAGCCUUGACGCCAUACACCUAUUUGGUAAUUAACAUGCCUCGUACGGAUCCAGGAGGGUUGAUAGCCAAUGUGCUACUAGCCAACUUGCCUCAACUUGUCCUUUCAAUCCUAUACAUCGUCUAUAAUACUAUGCUCAGCACAUUUUUAGUCCAAAGGGAGUUCAGUCGCAUGUGGGAUCCGGGCAAUAGGAAGCCUUUAAGAGUUUCUGAGCCAAUCGGGAUCCAACGAUCAAGUUACUUUAUUUCCUUGCCUCUGAGAUAUGGGAUUCCCCUUUAUGCUAGCUCGGGAAUCAUGCACUGGCUAGUGUCCCAGAGCCUUUUCUUGGCACGAAUUCGAGCCAUAUCCCCAGACGGGAGUGACGAUGAUGUCAACUCUUUCUCGACAUGUGGCUAUAGUCCUAUAGCUGUGUUUGUCAGCUUAGCAUUGCUGGCGGGGCUCCUUCUCGUCGUCAUUAUUAUCGGUAUGGGGAUGCGGCGCUAUGAUGGCACAAUGCCCAUGGUGUCGACCAAUAGUCUGGCAAUAAGUGCUGCCUGCCAUGUCCUGCCGAAAGAUCAGGAUGGCGGCUAUCUACUACCUGUCCAGUGGGGAGUUCUCAAUAUGACUGGGGGUGUUGGGAAGUGUGCCUUCACUACAGCGGCAGUCAACACGGUCAAGCUCCCAGAGACCGGUCCAGGUCGAGUCUACAGAUGAUGGUGUGAGGGGCUUGGGGGCCCUGACUGAUCAAGUAACAAGCCCCGAAUGAGAAGUCAAAGUUCAGGACUAAAACCCAAAUGAGGCUUGUUUUCACUGAGCUAGACUCCAUACAAUGUGAGGUCAAGCUUUGAUGAACACUACGCAGGCACAUCAGUGUUUGACUGUUACACCAUCAAGUUCAGCGUGGGCGAUCUGUGGUCCAGGCCAGGGACCGAAAACUUGCAUUGAAUACACAACCCGAAGUCACGGCCCUAUUUCAUAUUCAAAAGCUGUAAAUCUAAUAUAGAGUGUAAUUCGGAGCACGUAAUGAGACAAAUGGUGUCUAUAAACAGAUGCCGAUUUUCUGAUCUCCACUGAAGCACGAUUAAUAUAGUAUUAUGAUUAGAGCCACUCAAGACUCCGUAAACCCCACUACCGACGCACAGUUCUCCCUCAAGACGAGCCCAAUUCUUCC
Colletotrichum acutatum is the source of this 2918-nucleotide messenger RNA. RefSeq lists its product as uncharacterized. The coding region runs from base 92 to 2461 and encodes 789 amino acids. Lineage: Eukaryota; Fungi; Ascomycota; Sordariomycetes; Glomerellales; Glomerellaceae. The transcript has 5 exons. The record is from RefSeq and is a predicted model, not a curated record.